Molecule: messenger RNA, 2901 nt
Organism: Trichosporon asahii var. asahii CBS 2479
Lineage: Eukaryota; Fungi; Basidiomycota; Tremellomycetes; Trichosporonales; Trichosporonaceae
Exons: 5
Coding region: 1-2901 (966 amino acids)
Source: RefSeq, a predicted model, not a curated record
AUGAAGCCCACUUGCAACGUCGCCAGUGUCGUGAACGAGGAGGUAAAUAUCCCAGCGACGGUGAGUGCGUGGGUUCCGGGCCCGAGAUUAUUUGCCUGGGACUCGCCCGUUGUCCACGACAACUGCUCAUUCGAUCUUAUAUCAGGUCACAACUAUGACGAGUACGUUUGCCACCAUGCCCUUCCCUGGUCCCCGAUCUUUGCACUGAUAGACAGAGUGCCUGAUAUAAAGGCAUACCUAGCCGUGCUCGGCGCAAGACAGCCUCUGUCAUCCGAUGCUCCAGCGAUUCCAUGGUUCUGGCGUCCGCCGAGGUCUUACUCCUCCAUCUCGCCCGAGGAGCAGCGUCUGAAGACGGCGUGUGAGGACGCGGUGCGUCGUGGUGUUGAGCAUCUCGAAAGACGGAGGAUGGAGAAGAGAGGGGUAUUCGUUGAUGCGCACGCUCCAGCAUGUUCCCUCUGGAAUCCUUACCCUUGGAUACCCGCUUCCCCCUUCGGCUCCGUUCGGCCGGGUCAGUACGCCUCAUUUCGGGUCUCCUGUCUGUCUAACAGUCGUGAAGAGGAAGAAGACCACCUGUAUAUCAGUGAACACAUGGUCCGAGGAAACGUCCGACUGCCUCUCGUGGGCGACAUGCGCGAAGACAUGGCUGCGCUCAGUCCGAUGGACCCUCUCUGGCCAAUCUUCAUCGCCCGUCUCUACCACCUGACGACGCACCCUGUUCAUCUUUCGCUCUUCAUUGACUGCCAGCUCUAUGACAAGCUCAAGGACUGUGCCGAGUACAGAGAGGCUGUCAUAGACAAUGUGGAAGUCAUGCGCCAGAAUUCUGACUCUUUCCUUCCCAGUUUGCUGGAUCGCACACGGACUGCUGGUUACGAGCUCCGCAACCACGAGGGGCGCACACGAUACACGUUGGCUACCUCUGCUAACGAUUUUCGCUACCUCCUCCAUUCACACACACCACCUUCGCCUCUCGAUAUCACCAUGCUCGUCAACCUUGUCAUGGACAUCGACUGCUUCGUGUACAGAGCAGCCGAAGUACAGGCUGUCCUUCUCGGGAUGGAUGACGUGGACCUGAGAUGGGUUCUCUCGGCGGCGACACUGGAUCUGCUGGACAGGUGGAAGGAGAGUGGUGGCCGGAGGAGGUCAGAGGCGACAGCCGAGGCGCAACAUGCUGGAAUACUGGCGGCAAUCCACGCGUCGACCACUUCCACCCUCAUCGUCGCCGUCGGGAACAGCGUUUUGUACAAGAACCUCAAGGACUCUCUGGCCAACGACGCCCGCAUCGAGCUCCUUCACGUCGAGCGACUCAACAAAUCCAAUGAGGCGGGGUUCAAGGCGAAGGUGCGGCGGAAGCGAGCCGCGGCCAGCAGCGAACGCUCGGCAACAACUCCGACGAAGAUGGAGCCUGGUGAGGGGAUCAAUGGCGGCGGUAGCGAAAUGGAAGGCCAGAGCGCGAGCGGGGAGUCGGCGAAGGCAGGGGGAGAGGGAGUAAGCGCUGAGGGUGCCAUCGACCACCCAUCUUCCCAACCUCCCAUCCUGACGCUCGACGCCAACGUCUUCCCUGGGUCUACAGGCGGCUUCGUCGUCGAGCACCUGCCUGCUGCUGGAGCGUUCGCGGGAGUCGAUGACGCUCUGAAGCCAUUUCGCGUGGUCAUUCUGCACGCAGUGCAGGUGGAGCUGAGCGCCGCGAGACCGUCUCGAAGGGCAGGGGAAAAGGCUCCUUGUCGGGCUCGUUUGCUGGCACUGUCGGGUUCGCCUCCACCCCUCGUCACCUUCCUCCCCCCACCCUCUGUGCCGACGCCGGGUCGGGGCGACACCCGCAUCCUGAAUGAGCUCAGAGAGUACAUUCAUCAAAGCCUCACCACCGUCGUCUUCGCCUCGAAUGACAAGAUCAUGCAUCUGAGGUCGCUCGCACUCUCGUCCAUCGAACCGCUUCUUCGCCCCCUCCUCGUCAACGGCUCGGGUCAUGCUUCCGGUAUCCCUCUCGACCUCACUGACCUCAACCUCCGCCGGCGACAGUGGGCGGGGGCGACCGACGGCGGUCUGAGCAGUUCGAUCGACUCUCCCGAAGAGACAGCUGCUGCCCGGAUUGGCUCCGCCACCAGCGCGAUCCGCGGUGCACUCGUGCAUGCACCAUCUAGCACUGCACUGGUGGUGUUCUCGAACGAGAUAUUGCUGGAGCAGAUAAGGCAGACGUUUCAUGACCAGCAACAGGUCUCUUCUGUCUUCGCGCCCCAGUUUAGCAAGACCGUCACGGGCGACCUGAAGAGGGAGCUGAAGCAGAGAAAGGCGGAGGAGCAGGAGAAGCAGGAGGAGAAGCGGGAGAAGAUCCAGCAGGGGGAGCGUUGCGAGGAGGCCGAGCCGAGCAAGCCGCAAGCACCAUCGGCUCGCAAGCUCGUGCUGGACACCAAUAUCUGCCCCGGCAGCAUCAUCGGCUUUAUCGUCGAACACCUACCCGCUCCCAGGGCUUUCGUCGGUGUCGAGGGCAUCUUUCCUCCCUUCUCCGUCCUCUAUCUGCGCGCAGUGCAAGAAGAGCUGCUGGCCGCCGGACCUUCCAGGUCUACUGGCGAAGAAGCGCCGUGCAGAGCUCGCAUCAAGGCCAUCAAGGCGAACCGGCCGCCACUUGUCGAGCUCCUGCCCGAGCCUUCGGUGCCGCCAGUAGGGAAUGGAGACACCCGGAUCCUGAACCAGCUGACCACCGUCGUCGAUGCCAGCGACUGUAGAAUCCUGCUCGCCACGGCCGACGUUGUCCUCUUCCUCCGCUCCCUCCGCCUCACGCACGAGUUCGACGCGUUUCGCCCAUUCUUGGUCUUCGCCGAAGGUCACUCGUCAGGCUUAGUCCUCGAUAGAGCGAAUCUGGAGCGUCGUCGUUAUCAGUGGGCAGAAGCGGUAUGGGAGAAGUAG